Messenger RNA from Dichotomopilus funicola, 816 nucleotides. Its product is annotated as yeats family-domain-containing protein. The transcript is spliced from 2 exons. The record is from RefSeq and is a predicted model, not a curated record. Gene Ontology annotation, biological process: regulation of DNA-templated transcription. Lineage: Eukaryota; Fungi; Ascomycota; Sordariomycetes; Sordariales; Chaetomiaceae. The coding region runs from base 1 to 816 and encodes 271 amino acids.
AUGGCACCCCCCGCCGGCAAACGCGUCAAGGGGGUGCAAAUCUUCCGCCCCUUUGUGUACGGCACCACGGCCCAGCUGUUCGACGACAAGACCAACCCCAAACCCCCCGGGGUCCCCGACGACCACACCCACUCGUGGACCGUCUUUGUCAAGGGCAUCGACGAUGUCGACAUCACCUACUGGUUGCGCCGCGUUCAGUUUAAGUUGCAUGAGUCCAUUCCCAACCACGUCCGGAUGAUCGAAGCCACCAAAAACCAACCCUUCCUCCUCCGCGAAACAGGCUGGGGCGAAUUCGAAAUCACCAUCAAGCUCUACUACGCCCCGGAGUCCUCCGAGAAACCCCAAACCCUCUACCACCACCUGCGUCUCCACCCCUACGGCCGCACCGACGAGGAAAAAGAAACCAUGCGCCUCAACGGCGGCGAAGUCAUCUCCUGGGCCUACGAGGAACAGCUUUUCAACGAACCUUAUGAGCCGUUCUAUGAGAUCUUGACCUCGGGGGCUGUGCCUGCUUCGUCGGCUGGUCCGUCCAAGAAUAGUACGAAACCCACGGCGGGGGGGAAGUCGAAGGAGAAGGGGAAGGAUAAGGAUGAUCAGAAGCCGGUGAGGUCGGAGGGCGGGGUGUUGGAGAGGAGUGCGAUGAUUCCGUUGACGAAUCGGCCGGGGCAGCCGUUCAGUCGGGAGACGGAGACGGUGGAGGUCAAGAAGUUGCAGGAGGCGUUGGUCAAGGUGGAGGAGUUGAUGACCAAGACGAAGGCGGAGGUGGCGGGGCGGGAGAAGCGGUUGAAGGAGUUGAAGGCGGAGGCGGGGAAGUGA